Sceloporus undulatus (fence lizard) is the source of this 1665-nucleotide messenger RNA. It is a transcript of the gene RRAD, whose product is annotated as RRAD, Ras related glycolysis inhibitor and calcium channel regulator. Lineage: Eukaryota; Metazoa; Chordata; Lepidosauria; Squamata; Phrynosomatidae. The record is from RefSeq and is a predicted model, not a curated record. Gene Ontology annotation, biological process: negative regulation of high voltage-gated calcium channel activity. The transcript is spliced from 5 exons. The coding region runs from base 118 to 1062 and encodes 314 amino acids. Gene Ontology annotation, cellular component: plasma membrane. Gene Ontology annotation, molecular function: calcium channel regulator activity; GTP binding; GTPase activity.
GUGGAGCGCUCCGGUGUGUUGCAAAGCAAGAAGAAGAAAGACAGGCACUAGGGCUUUGCAAGAGCCCCUGCGAGAAGCAUCUUGAGCAUCCUCCUCUCCCAGCAGGUACCAUUCCCGAUGACCCUGAACCGGGGCGUCCGAGCGCGGGGCCUAGAUCGGCGUCGGGGGAGCAUGCCCUUUGCAGCCCAUCCUCCACCACAGCCACUCCACCGCCGAAGCAUGCCAGUGGAUGAGCGGGAGCUCCGGGCUUCGCUGCCACCUUCUCCUCGUGCGGCUCACCUCCUUCGCUGCACCUCCUACAACCCAGUGGGAGAAGAUGGAGAGGAAGAGGCAACCCGUCCAGGCUGGACCUCAGACUCCUCCGACUCAGUCAUCUCCUCUGGAAGUGACUCCGAGAGCCGUCUGCUCUACAAAGUCAUCCUCCUGGGUGAGCACGGCGUGGGCAAGACCAGUCUGGCACGGAUCUUCGGAGGUGUUGAGGAAUGUCCCGAGGCCGAAGAGGCCGGCAAUACAUAUGACAGAUCCAUUAUAGUGGAUGGUGAAGAGGCCUCUCUGGUGGUGUAUGACAUAUGGGAGCAGGAUGAUAGCCAAUGGCUCCAGAACCACUGUAUGAAAAUGGGGGAUGCUUACAUUAUUGUGUACUCAGUGACAGACAAAGUUAGCUUUGAGAAGGCUUCCGAGCUGAGAAUUCAGCUGCGAAGAGCAAGGCAAGCAGAAGAUAUCCCUAUCAUCCUAGUCGGAAAUAAAAGUGAUCUGGUCCGAUCACGGGAAGUCUCUGUAGAUGAGGGACGAGCCUGUGCUGUCGUCUUUGACUGUAAAUUCAUUGAGACCUCAGCUGCUUUGCAUCACAACGUCAAGGACCUGUUUGAAGGUAUCAUCCGGCAAAUCCGGCUACGCAAAGACAGUAAAGAAGACAAUGCUCGAAGGAUGGCCAAUACAAAAAGGAGGGAGAGCAUCAGCAAGAAGGCAAAACGAUUCCUGGGGAGAAUUGUUGCAAAGAACAAUAAGAAAAUGGCAUUUAAGGCCAAGUCCAAGUCUUGCCAUGACUUGUCAGUGCUUUAAAAAUGUUUCUCAGCGAGGCCAAAUGCUGUGUGUGAAUUUGUUUGGGUUGUGAAUGUGAAUUUGUUUGGGUUGUGACUUUUAUGAGUGAAGUGGGGAGGGUUGGGGAAAGGACUUUGAACACAGCGGGAGAAAAAAAAUCUCCUUCAUGCCUUACGGUUCCUCAAAUCAAGCCUUGGAAAUAAGCUGACUGUGUCUUCAUUGGUUUAUAAGCUUCAUAAGUGUGCAAGCGACUGAACUAAUUUCAAAUUCAGCAGCUUUGUAUGCCUACAUUUUCACUGUGUAUAUUGGCUAGCUGUCCAACCGGACAUCAGGAAGAAUGCAAGGACCAGAAUGGAUGAUGGACAAAAUAUGGGGGGAAAGCAUCACCAGAAACACGUCUCCUUUGCAGAGCAAAACUUGAAUACUUGUACGCAGGCUCGUACACUUUCCUCUCUUUGGUAUAUAUAUCUAUAUAUAUUAAAAUGAUCUUUUAAAAACUAAAUGUGGGCAGGAGGGAUGCCAUUCAAGGUACAUUUGGAUAAGUGAAAGAAAUGCAUAAAAUGAAUAUUAUUUUUGAAGUUAAUUUGCACUUUCAUUAACUGUUUAAUUUGUUACUUGUUUACA